UCAACUUGUCUACUUUUCCUGUAUAUUCCGACCAUAAAACAUUGUUAGAAAAGUUUGAAGAAUCCAUUUUGAUCUAUAAUACAUCUUUUCAGAGCUCAAGGGGACAAAUAAAAGCUAAAAUAAAGAGGAUGGGAGAAUAGCACGCAUGCGCAGUAGCCAUCAACGCGACUUAUUUCACAAGGGGAGGUCAGGACUUAUUUCUCGCCGCCCCGCCACCCCAAGAACCAGUGUUUUGAAUGGAGUGUCUGGACGCCGCGGUCAAUCUUAUGCCUUUUUACCGUCUUUCUCGCCCUGGCCGCCCGUGUAUCCCGUGUGUGUUGUCUCCCCGUGUGCAGGAAUAUCUUCUCGCCACACCGAUGCCAAGGAGGAGGUGUGUGAGCCAAGGGAACGGACGCCAGAGUGGAUUUUAGCGGAGUUCACGUCAACCUCCAUAGCAGACAGCACCCCAGCAAGCAGUCAGUGGAUCAGCGUCGCCAUGGAGGCCACACUAGGGAAGAUCAACGAGGUGGUCAGUGAGGCGGCCGGUCAUCUACAGUCGCUGUGGACGGAGAUCGGCUUCAAUGAGGAUGUCUGCCAACACAGACAGCACAAGAUGGUGGAGCAUGUCAAGAGCCUCAUGACGGACAUGGUCGAGGGAGAGAGGAGCCUUAUGAAGACGUUGGUGAAGAGUAUUGAGGAUAAUGGAUCAAGGUUUUACCAUCUCAACAAGGAGUUGAGUGCUAACCUAUCUGAGCCUGAGGAGCACCUGUCACUGAUGGAGCUGGAGCGUUACCUGCGGAAGUCCGUGACAGAGAUGGAGAAGGAGGUGAAGGCGCGGCGAAAGGACCUGGAGGAGCUGAGAGCCAGGGAACAGGAGCUGUGCGAGUGUCUAAAGGAGGACCUCAGUAUGAUGGAGAAGAAGGCCAUCCCCAGCAAAGAGUCUGUCCAGGACCUGAAGCGCGUAGUCGAUACAUUGGAGCAGGAAAAGAUCGACAGGAACAAGAACUUCCUCCGCCUGAAAAACAACCUGGAGCGGCUUCUGCAGGAGCUGGAGCAGCCGCCAACCAGCUCCUUUGAGUGCUCGGUGGUGACGGGCCUCGAGGAUCUGUUCGUGCUAUCCAGGGACAACCUCAGGCGCCUCAAAGUGCUGAAUGAAGAGUAUGAGAAAAGGGUGGAGGACAACAAGAGGGACGCCAUGAAGCUACAGGAGCAGAUCCGGCAGCUGAGUGAUCGCCUCGGCCAUGACCCAGGUGAACGGGAUAGACUCCUGGCGUCGCUUGCUGGCCACACCCCAUCCGCCCUCUUCAAGCUACAAAUGGAGUUGGACAGACUGGAGGAGGCCAAGAGGGAGAACAUGGAGCUCUUCAUCAACCAACUGAGACAAGAGCUGGAGCAGAUGUGGGAGAAGUGCUACAUUGGGGAGUGUGAGAGGGAAGCGUUCGCCCCAUACUGCGCAGAGGAACACAGUGAGGAGGUCUUUGAGGCCCACCAGGAUGAGGUAGAGAGGCUGAAGAAGCACCACCAGGAAAACAAGAAGCUCUUCACCACCCUCGACCACUGGCACAAGCUCUGGCGGAAACAUCUCGACCUCGAGGAACGCUCCAACAACCCGAACAGGCUCUUCGGGAACCGUGGCUGUGCGCUGCUGCAGGAGGAGAAGGAGAGGAGGAGGGUGAAGGCUGAGUUGCCCCGAGUGGAGAAAGAGGUGGAGGAUCUGGCCAAGGAGUACGAGGAUGCCAAUAGCCAGCCGUUCUUGGUGAAGGGGCAAGAGGUGGCCAGCUACAUCCUGGACCACUGGCACCGCUACCAUGACCAGAGGGAGCAGGAGAAGAAGGAACGGCAAUCAGUGCGUACAAAGGAACUGCUCCACGAGACGCGAUCGGGCAGCAGACCUCGCACCGGAAGCGUGAAGAGGCAGCUGACAGGGGAGAGCGGCACCAGGAAGUGGGCCAAGCAGCGCCGCGUGCAGGAGAACUCUUCCCCUGAACCCUCCUCACUGUCCUCCAUGUGCACAACGCCACAACACUUGGGAGGCCGAGGCAUCCUGAGGGAGAAGAACCAGAAGACGCAGCGACAAAACACUGUUGAGAAGAACGGCAGCACGGCCUCGUCGCAGGCGUCCCAGGAUAUCUCCACGUACUCGGUCUUCUCGAACACCAUCCACCUGCGUAGCCGUCGCGAGAACAUCCGCAGCUCCGCCAUCUACGGGAUCAGCCGAACCCCAGGACCCAACACUACCAAGCGCGUCUCCCCUAGGCGGGCACCCCAGGGACUCCCCAGGACGCCCAGGACCCUCCCCCGGGCUGCCCCACGCCGCUCCCCGCGCCUCAACACCUCAAGGACGCAGACGAGAGCCAAGAGGAACAUCACCGCAGCCUCGCCAGGUCUCUCCGCCGCCUUCAGGUCCCCGCACAGGUCCAGGAUGCAGCUGACCCCUGGUACGAACAUGACCGCCACUAAUACCACCACCACCGCCACUCCUACGCGCUGGAGUAAGGUUAGCUUUCUUAUCUGAGAGACUUAUCCGGUGAGGAAAUGGACAGCAGAGAAUUAAUACUGCUCUUCAUACUCCAGAACAGACUUUAAGUUACCUGAUUAAUUGCUUUCUUAUCUGAGUCUCUUGAGAGGUGAGGAGACAAUUGGUGCACAUUCCACCCUGUCAGGAGAGAGUUAAUACUCCUUUUCACACUCCAGAGAAAUUUCGAGUUAACUGAUACUUUCUUACCUGAGUCUCUUGAGAUGUGAGGUGUCUAGUUUGCAUGCCACUCAGUUAGGAGAAGGGUAAUAUUCCACUUCAUACUCCAGAACAUUUUGACUGACCUUGAUUAUUAACCUCCUUGAUAAUUAGCGUCCUCUUCUGAGUCUCUUCAGAGGUGAGGAGCUGGUUGGUAUGCAUUCUACCCAGUCAUGAAAGUCAAUACAGUCUUCCCUUAAAUAUUCACUGGAGCUACAUAACACUAGACCUCCCUGAAUGUUAAACUGCUGCUUGUAUAUGCUCCCGCCCUUAGAAACAUUCCUAGCCUGCCUUUUUCCUUAGAACUAAAGUGGUGGUGGCGUUGGUGUUGGGAGCAGGAUAUGUUUGAACAAGUCUUUUGCUUUUGGUUGUUGGAAAAAAACAUCUUCCUGGUGCUUGUUAUGUCUCCCCUGCAAGAACCUGGGCUGUUUUUUUUCUCAAUUAUCGUUAAGCACAGCAGUAAAAGUGUAAUAAUUCAGCUUUAAUUUAAAUAUGUUUCCUCCCAGUCAAGGUGUGGCGAUAAUUCCGAUUAAUUGUCGUUUUAAGGUUUGAGUUACCACAUUUCAUUCACUGGCUCUGAUUUUUUAUGCUUUUAUUUCAUACUUUUAAGGGAGCAUUCACUUCCUUCAUUAGAACCCGCUAUUGAUAACCUUUUUAAUACGUAGACUUACAUUUUUUUACUGAACUCCGUCACGCAUGCUUGGCCAAACGUGUGUGUUCUUAUCAUUCCCUUAGUCGUACACAAGUGAUUUAUUUUAGUUUAAAUUUUUUAUGCACCUUGUUUUUUAUUAUUUCCUCCUUUGUAUUCCAAUAAUCCACUUCUGUACACCUUUUAAUCUUCCUUUCGUGCAUUCUUCGUCAUUCCUUGGAUUUCACGUUUCACAUCAAGGGUCACAGUAGCUAAUAAGUCUAAUAAUAUCCAGUUUGUCCCUGAAUUACCUAACUUUCAUAUUAAGCAGAUUCAAGAUGCCUCACUACUUGGCUCAAAAUGGCUGACUAAUUUUGUUUGAGUCCUCUACAUUUUUUUACAGUAAGGUAAUGAAUCAACAAGUACAAUAAUAAUUAGGUUCCUCAGGCUGGAUCUUAUAAAUACAUGUAUAUAUCUCUUGGCAAUGAUGUAUUAACCUAUUUGUAUAUACUGCCAAUCACUCCGUUAGUUACCUUUGUAUAGCUUAGGGUUAGGUUAUUCCGAAGGGCGGCUUCAGGCUUAACAAAGAAGCAUAAUAUUUAACCCUGUAUAUAGUAUCCUUUGUUGAUUUAAGCUGGACAUCAUAAGCGUUUUCAUUUCAUCACCAUAACAUUUUUUCUUUUUUACGGACUGUCUGUUAGGUGAGAAAAGCUGAUUUUUUUACUUAGGUUGAUAGCAACUUCAUUUUUAUUUUCAUUUUUUAUUUCUCAUUUUUUUAAAGCUGUUCCUUGAUGAAAAGCUUAAAAUGUUUUGUUACUUAGGUAGCUAAUAGUUUUUUUUUUCAGGUGGUUUUUCUCAUUUAUUUUAUGCUGUAGGAGUAAUGUGUUCCUUGCUGAGCCAAUACUUACCUUCCUCCUCUUCAUUUUAAUCAGUAGUUGCAGAUCUUUUAUGGAACGUCGGUCACAAGGUUCUCUCGAUGCUUUGUGAAGUGUAUGACUUGUGGAUUCCUUCCUCUGAGGCAUUUGUAAAAAGCCUCCAAUCAUGAGAAUGUUGCAUAAUAUUUGUACCUCUUUUCGUAGAGUUUUUAUACAAAUGUUUAAGGAUAAAGUAUUGUUUUCUAUUUCAUUAUGAGACUUUGAUUAAUGCCCUUUACUUUUAACUCAUGAAUUACUACCUCUCUUUUGCCCUCUUGUUCGUUUUCUUUUGUCGGAGCAGCGUCUAGUAGGCAUUGUUCAUACGUUUUGUUGACUUGGUAAAUGGGAAGUUCAAGUCCCCAGUCACUAACUUUACCCAGCCAUGGUUGUCUGUCCUCUGUAUUUAUAAUAGAAGGUAUUCCUGAGCCUGGGGGAGUGUCAGGGGGAACUCGAGGAACAUGGUCUUGUAAUAUUACAUUUUUUGUGCCUUAGGUGUAGUGUUUAUAGGGGGAGGGUGUGUGUGUAUAUAUUUAUCUAUAUGCGUGUAUAUAUGUGUACCGUAACAACCUUAGAUUCACAGACGAGUCUUACAUAGUCCGAGGAAACCCUGCAAAGAAGGAUCAAGGAACUUUGCAGUCAGAAAGUAGCCCAGAAGAUGAAGAUGAGGAAGACAAAGUUCACAACAGUCUUGGAAGUGGGUCUUUUAUCUAGUUGAGGCCAGCCAGCUAGCUUCCAUCCAUAAGUUAUAAUUUAUGAUUUUACCUGUAUUCAGUCAUUCAAUCAGUGGGGGGGCUUGCCGCCUCGCCCACCCUACAACGCCAAGUCCAGGGGUCCUUCUGGGCAAGUCUCCAUGCAGGCCCCUUCUCAUCUGAAGUACCUCAAGGCAAGAUCUAUCGGCUUGCUCAAGCUACGAAUUCUGUGGGCGUCCCCUCGGUCUCCUGUAUUGUGGCAUGCUAUAUGGGUACAUGGCAUGCUUCCCAGAUGUCGAAACAACCCUGAGUGGAGACCAAGGGGGCUGCCCGUGUAACUCACGGCUAGGACAAGUUGAUUAAUCCUUGGAGGGUCUUGGAACGGGAAGGGCAGGUGUGUGGAGGCUUGCCCGGGUUGACUGACGGGAGUGGCGUUGGCAGGUGACAAGCAACUCGCCUCCUGCUGUAUGCUUCACCCUAGUUCCCUUUAUUUUGAGUUGUGAAAGAUUCCAUAAUAGUGAUUGGCUGGCACUUCACCCAGUCAAGAUUGCAAUGCUUAUUUUCUUAUUGAAUAGACUACAAGUACAUCGUCUGUGUCAGUAGGAUAUUGAAAGGUAUAAUGUAUAUAUGGAAGUCAUUUAUUGAUACACCAUUAAUCAUACAUAGGUAUUUAUACAUAGUGAGAUCAGGCAGGAUUUGUAUUGGAAAAUUUUGACUAUGUGGCUGUGGGGUUUGUAAACAUACUGUGGGGUGACAUCCUGUGUGAGAGAGAGAGAGAGAGAGAGAGAGAGAGAGAGAGAGAGAGAGAGAGAGAGAGAGAGAGAGAGAGAGAGAGAGAGAGAGAGAGAA
Molecule: messenger RNA, 5793 nt
Organism: Eriocheir sinensis (Chinese mitten crab)
Lineage: Eukaryota; Metazoa; Arthropoda; Malacostraca; Decapoda; Varunidae
Product: protein regulator of cytokinesis 1-like
Exons: 14
Coding region: 146-2494 (782 amino acids)
Biological process (GO): microtubule cytoskeleton organization; mitotic spindle midzone assembly
Cellular component (GO): mitotic spindle midzone; cytoplasm; spindle
Molecular function (GO): microtubule binding
Source: RefSeq, a predicted model, not a curated record